GAUUUUAAACAGCGAUAACUCAAAAAUGAAAAAAAAAUGAAAAUAAAACAAAAUUGUGAAAAAGUGUAAAGUUCGCGUAUAAAAUUGAACGCAAUUGAUUGGUGGUAAACUUUAAUUGUAAGUAGUGCACGCAAGUUUUAAGUAAGCCCAGCGAAGAAACAAAGCAAAAACGUCAACGUUACCACCUGCACCUGCUGCCCUCGACCGCCCGACUACCCGCCUUCCCUACCAAUUUAAUAAAUUUUUGACACAACACAACAACAUUAACACUCACUCACUCGCCAAUAACACUUGCACACGAUUGCGAUUCUUUACGCCUUGCGAAAUCUAAGACGAAGGCCAACGCCAGCCGAUUAACCAAGCAAAGCAACCAAAACACUAGACUCUCAGACAGCAGCAGCAGCAGUGACAACAACAACAAUAGCAACAACAAUUAUAUCUAGUAUAGUAAUAAUAACAACAAAUGCGUGCGACGUUUAAAAUCUAAUGUAGAUUUUAGUGAAUCGCCGUAUUAGACCCAAUUUGCAAAGUCACGCCGCGUCAGCUCAUACAGUACAGCUGAGCAAUGUCUGUACGGACGCAGGUGCUAGGAUUAGUGGAUGUCAUGAUGCGUGUGCCGCCCAUCAUGGUCAUCGAUGAGAUACUCAAAAUAAGCAUGGGCUUACCAACUAGACUCUAUCCUGACAAAUCGGCAGACGACACAGCAACAGCUGGAGCUGCUGACCAGGCGCAAACCGGCUCGGAAACAGACACAUUUAGCAGCAUCAAAGCGUUCUUCGGAAUGGCCAGCGCCGAGGAGACAGCGGCAGCAGCAGCUUCUGCCAUUUCCAAUGCCGCCAACUCUGCGAUUAACUCCAGCCAACAGAUGAUCGAGCGUACCAUAGAGAAUGCAUCAAAGACGGCGCAUGAAAAUGGCAUGCUGAGCAGCAACUUUAAUACGCUAAUGGACGAGCUGGCACAGGACACAAUGCUGGCGGACAUACUCAACACGACAACUGUUAAAUUUGUCAUCUGUGUUUUAGGUUUCCUCUGCGCGCUUUGCAUUUUCAUGCUAUGGACGCGUCAUCUGGUAAUGGUGUACAUGUUUCUCUCGUCACUGGGCCUGACGUUUCUCUCCUACUGGUCCAAUGUGAGCGCGUUGGCAUUAAUGCAGGGCAGUCCCAGCAUACUGGAGGAUCUGGUGUCAAUGAAUACCACCAGACUGCUGGAUUCUGGCGGCGUCAUCAUGUCGCUGGCGCCGCAUCUAAUGGCGCAGUGGCUUAUGGGCAUGCUCUUUGCAUAUAUACAUCUGGGUCCGCGCUUUACGCUGCUGCAAAGAUUCAUGCCCAUAAUCUUCACUAGUCCCAUUCUUAUUGCCAUGUUGCCGCUACCGCCGCACAUUAUAGAAAAAUUGCCCAUUGUAGCUGGACUAACGCCCAUUAUUCUGACAAAAAUCACGCUCAUGCACAGUGCCAUGGAGGCGGCUCGUACGGUAUACAAUGGCUAUCAGUACGCCAUGAACUUUGUGUCCAACUUUGGGCUCUCAGCGCUCAUUGAGAACGAAUGGCAGCGCCUCAACGUGCCCAAUGUACUGCGUCUAUUCUGGACCAUCAGAAUCAUGCAGGGCGCUUAUACGAUUCUCACAGUCGAAACGGAUGCGCGAUUGCCCCUAUUUCCAGCAGUGGAGAAGCUACUUGUGGAUGGCUGUGACACGCUAACCUCUGUGCUUGGCAUGACUGGAGUCAUUUCUAUUAUUUGCCACUAUAUUGGACGAAGCUUUCAAUGGUAUUUGCUAACCUAUGACAACGACGAGGAGAAAUCUCUGGGCACUGUAUCCGCCGUGCUCUUCUAUAUACUGGCCCUGCAAACUGGCCUCACCUCGCUGGCGCCAGAUAAACGCUUUGUGCGCUUGUGUCGAAAUCUGUGCCUGCUGGUCACAGCUUUGAUGCACUUUCUGCACAACAUUGUCUCGCCCAUUCUGAUGUCCUUGAGCGCAGCGCGCAAUCCUUCGCGUAAACGUCAUGCGCGCGCUUUAUCUGUGUGCGCCUUUCUCAUAUGCAUGCCCAUAUUGUUGCUCCACUAUCUGUGGUCGAAUCACACGCCAUCCACCUGGCUGCUGGCGGUCACUGCCUUCUCCGUGGAGGUGAUUGUCAAGGUCCUUGUUUCGUUGGCCACAUAUACGCUCUUUUUGCUGGACGCACGCCGUCAGUUCUUUUGGGAGAAGCUGGACGAUUAUCUAUACUAUGUGCGCGCCUUUGGUAACUCAGUGGAAUUCUGUUUUGGCAUUCUACUCUUUAUCAAUGGCGCCUGGAUAUUGGUCUUUGAAUCUGCCCAAAAUGCUACAGGCGGCGCCAUCAGAGCGAUCAUGAUGUGCAUCCAUGCCUACUUCAACAUCUGGUGCGAGGCUCGAGCUGGCUGGUCGGUGUUCAUGAAGCGACGCUCAGCUGUACACAAAAUCUCUGCGCUUCCAGAGGCAACGCCUGCCCAACUGCAGGCCUUUGACGAUGUCUGUGCCAUUUGCUAUCAGGAAAUGUAUUCCGCUAAAAUUACACGAUGUCGGCACUUCUUCCAUGGUGUUUGCCUGCGCAAAUGGCUUUAUGUGCAGGAUCGCUGCCCACUGUGCCACGAAAUCAUGAUGUACACAGACAAAGCGGAGGACAAUGUGCAAAAUGAUGAUGCAGCGCCGGCUGCACAAGCCGAACAGCCACUGCGUAUAUAUCCCAGAGACGACGGCUCUACACGUCCUUCGCCGGAAAGAACAGCAGCAGCAGUAGUAGCCGCAGCCGCAGCAACGGAACAGCCUAGCACGACUACCGCCGCGGUCUCGGAAACAUUACUUCUUGAUAAUCCUUUCAUUGGAUUAGCCAGCGAGCCGUCAAUAGAGCAAGUGAGAGCGAGCACUAGCAACAGCAGCGGCAGUAGUACCAGCUAUAUGUCCGCAUCUGGACAGCCGAAACCAUCGACGGCCACAUCGGCGGCAGCUGUGGCAACCGCAGCGGCAAGCAACACGACGCACAUAUUUCGCUUGUCACAAGAGCAGGAGUAAGCAAGCGAACGGCAACAGUCUAUACUUUAAAUCUAGUUUCUUAAUCAUACCACAUGUAAUUGUUCUAUAUGUUAGUGUACUUAUGUAAAAAUGGAAACUAUGCGCUGCUUUUUUUGAACCUUUUUGAGCUAUCAUAAUUCCUGCACACGCAAAACACUGGAACCUCAUCUAACACACACGCAUAAAUGCACUCGAGUUAUUUGGCUUAUAUUCCAUAUAAAAUUAAAUUAUUUACUAUAUUUAUACAACUGAAACUGAAACAGUGCCGAACGAAACGAAAAUUCAAUCACAGAUCUUUGUACAUUAAGCUUAUGGUAACAAGUAGACCCCCAAAAAGAGAAAAACUAAAAAAGAAACAUGUUAAAAGGUUAGGUUUAAGUUUACAGUGAAAUGGUGUUACAAAAAAUAUACAAAAAAAACUCUAAAAAAAAUUAUGCGGUGAAGUCUGAAAACGAUUUAAUCAAGUACCAAGUAAAACAAAAAUGAACCUAGUUACGAUCGCAAACAAAUAAAAAUUAGCUACGUUAAAUAAUUUU
This is a messenger RNA of Drosophila busckii, 3561 nucleotides long. It is a transcript of the gene Trc8, whose product is annotated as protein TRC8 homolog. Lineage: Eukaryota; Metazoa; Arthropoda; Insecta; Diptera; Drosophilidae. Gene Ontology annotation, biological process: ERAD pathway. Gene Ontology annotation, cellular component: endoplasmic reticulum; endomembrane system. The transcript is spliced from 7 exons. The coding region runs from base 566 to 3025 and encodes 819 amino acids. Gene Ontology annotation, molecular function: ubiquitin protein ligase activity. The record is from RefSeq and is a predicted model, not a curated record.